AUUUGAGCGAAGCUGAUGGGUGGACAGGAUGGCAUUGGUCUGUGGGCCCCACAUUCUCUUCUCUAUCCAUUCCAAUCUGUAACCCCUUCGACCCAUCAUCAUCUCUUCCUCCCCGCCCGGCCUCUUUCUAUUUUGUAAGUUUCAUAGCUCUGAAAUUCGAGAGCAAAAGCAAAAGCAAAAGCAAAAAACAACAAGCUUAUAUAUCGAUGCACGCGGCCUCAAUGACGAAGCUUGCACAGCGGCAGCGGUAGCAGGUCCCUUUUGGUGGUUGGAUUUCUGCGAAUUGGUGAGCAGGUUUGAUCGGAGGGCGUGCGGGGAGAGAAUGAGCAUAAAGGUAGGCAGCAUGCGCGUCGGGAAAUACGAGAUAGGAAAGACCCUGGGCGAGGGAAGCUUUGCAAAAGUGAAGUGCGCGAAGAAUGUCGAGACUGGCGACAUAGUAGCCAUAAAAGUCCUCGACCGUCAUCAAGUGCUCCGUCAUGAGAUGGUGGAACAGAUUAAAAGAGAAAUAUCGACAAUGAAGGAGAUCAAACAUCCAAAUGUUAUCAAAAUUUAUGAGGUUAUGGCGAGCAAAACAAAGAUAUACAUCGUGCUUGAAUUUGUUGAUGGGGGCGAGCUUUUUGAUAAAAUAGCCAAGCAUGGGCGGCUAAAAGAGGAUGAAGCUAGGGGGUAUUUCCAUCAGCUCAUUAAUGCUGUAGAUUACUGCCAUAGUAGAGGCGUGUACCAUAGAGAUUUAAAGCCCGAGAACCUAUUACUGGACUCAUUCGGAGUUCUAAAAAUUUCAGACUUUGGAUUGAGUGCAUUUGCGCAGCAAGUAAGAGAAGAUGGGCUGUUGCACACUGCAUGUGGGACCCCAAAUUAUGUUGCUCCUGAGGUGCUCAAUGACAGAGGUUAUGAUGGAGCAUCGGCUGAUAUUUGGUCUUGUGGUGUUAUUCUCUUUGUUCUUAUGGCUGGAUACUUGCCUUUUGAUGAGAUUAGCCUCAUGGCUUUAUAUAAGAAAAUACUCAAGGCUGAUUUCUCAUGUCCAUCUUGGUUUUCACCUGGUGCAAAAAGAUUAAUAAAGCGUAUCCUUGACCCAAAUCCUCUUACAAGGAUAACAAUUCCUGAAAUCUUAGAAAAUGAAUGGUUCAGAAAAGGCUACAGGCCAACAUAUUUUAAGCAGGAAGAGGGUGUGAAUCUUGAUGAUAUAGAUGCUGUUUUCAAUGAUUCGGAGGAACAUCUAGUAACCGAAAGAAAAGAGAAACCUGUAUCUAUGAAUGCCUUUGAGCUUAUUUCUAGGUCACAGAGUUUCAACCUUGAAAAUUUGUUCGAGAAGCAGGUGGGUCUUGUAAAAAGAGAAACACGCUUUACUUCCCAGCGCCCUGCAAAUGAGAUCAUGUGUAAAAUUGAGGAAGCUGCUAAGCCUCUAGGUUUCAAUGUUCACAAGAAGAACUACAAAAUGAAGUUGCAAGGUGACAAGACUGGUAGGAAGGGCCAUUUAUCUGUUGCUACAGAGGUAUUUGAGGUGGCCCCCUCCCUGCACAUGGUGGAGCUCCGGAAAACUGGUGGUGACACUUUGGAAUUUCACAAGUUCUAUAGAAGCUUUUCGGCAGGACUGAAAGACGUUGUCUGGAAAUCUGAUGCAAAUGCUGAUGAAGUGAAACCAGAUGCAAAUGCUAAUAAAUUGAGGUCAUAACAGAAACCUGCUUGUUGGGUCUGCUACUGUAUGCCUUCAUCCUUCCGUAUCUGGCAGCAUAUAUUGGUCAACGUAGUUUAGGAGCCUGCCAUGGGCAGAAAUGUAUAAAUUUUCCUAUUUUAGAGACCCUCUUUUUUGGUUUCCACCCCAACCACACCCCCCCCCCCCACCUCCACUUUCUUGUCUUAUUUGUUAACUAUUGAGCUUGUUGCAUUGAAUCUUUAAAAACAUAUUAUGGUUUGAAAAAUUGGAGAAGAAAUCUCUACUAUUGAUGCAAUGAAGACAUUACUAGUGGUUUGUAAGAA
Malania oleifera is the source of this 1977-nucleotide messenger RNA. RefSeq names its product CBL-interacting serine/threonine-protein kinase 9. The transcript is spliced from 15 exons. The record is from RefSeq and is a predicted model, not a curated record. NCBI's taxonomy places the organism in Eukaryota, Viridiplantae, Streptophyta, Magnoliopsida, Santalales, Ximeniaceae. Gene Ontology annotation, biological process: protein phosphorylation; signal transduction. Gene Ontology annotation, molecular function: ATP binding; protein kinase activity. Bases 323 to 1672 code for a protein of 449 amino acids.